GUCAGCAGCAGCUGCUAAAAAUCGAAGACACCGCCUGUCUUCCCUGCCCCUGAUUAAUAAACAAAGCUUCUGUUUUUCAAUCUCUGAAAAAUUCACAAAUUAAAAAACAAAAACGAAAGAGAGAGUGAAAGACGAUGACGAGAAGGCAGAUCUAUGUAGUGGGGAUUUUAUUAUUAAUGAACCUGAUAGGGCGCAUAUCUUCGCUAUCCGUAACAGUAAACGACGUCGAAUGCGUGUACGAAUACGUACUAUACGAAGGCGAUACCGUUUCAGGAAACUUCGUCGUUGUCGACCACGAUAUCUUCUGGAGCUCCGAUCACCCCGGUAUUGAUCUCACCGUGACAUCUCCUGCAGAUAAUGUAGUGCACACUGUUAAGGGAACAUCAGGGGACAAGUUUGAGUUUAAGGCCCCCAGAAGUGGAAUGUAUAAAUUCUGUUUUCACAAUCCCUACUCAACACCAGAGACUGUUUCUUUCUAUAUUCAUGUGGGCCAUAUUCCCAAUGCACAUGAUCUUGCAAAAGAUGAGCAUUUGAAUCCCAUUAAUGUUAAAAUUGCUGAGCUUAGAGAGGCAUUGGAGUCUGUUACAGCAGAGCAAAAGUAUUUAAAAGCACGCGAUGCUCGACAUCGCCGCACUAAUGAGAGUACAAGGAAGCGUGUUAUUGGCUACACAGUUGGAGAAUACAUUUUGUUGGGUCUUGUCAGCACACUUCAGGUGGUAUAUAUUCGGCGCCUCUUCAGCAAGUCGGUGGCAUACAACCGGGUCUGAGCCACCCGAUUGUUUGUUAAUUAAUGAUAGGGUGAAUUUUUUAGAUGAGUUCAGAGGAAUGCGUGUUGCAAAUAUAGACAUGUUAUGUUGUUCUAUACUGUUCAAUUUGUUCAUUUCAACUAUGAAUUAAGUUUUGAACAUAAAGAUCUAGUGACUACUUUCAUCUUCA
Molecule: messenger RNA, 936 nt
Organism: Ricinus communis (castor bean)
Lineage: Eukaryota; Viridiplantae; Streptophyta; Magnoliopsida; Malpighiales; Euphorbiaceae
Product: transmembrane emp24 domain-containing protein p24beta3
Exons: 4
Coding region: 135-767 (210 amino acids)
Biological process (GO): Golgi organization; endoplasmic reticulum to Golgi vesicle-mediated transport; intracellular protein transport
Cellular component (GO): endoplasmic reticulum-Golgi intermediate compartment; endoplasmic reticulum; COPII-coated ER to Golgi transport vesicle
Source: RefSeq, a predicted model, not a curated record